AGCAGAGGAGAGGAGGGGAGAGCAGAGGAAUCAACCUGCUCAGUAAACAAUGGCAGUAAGAAGUGUUUGACUGUAAAGAGCCUGCAAACUCUGAAGCUCACUAUAGUAAUCUAUUUCUAUAUUCACAAAAAUCAGACCUUUCUCCAUAUUAAAUUAGUUGUUAUAACCCUAGAUUCAUCUCAUCCCUCCCCUCCAAAUCCAUUCCUUUCCUCAAUCAUGUCUCCCUUCAAACCGCGCCAGCCACAGAUGCUGGACUCCAUGUAUUCUAUGAUCGCCCUUGUCUUCAUUCUAGUCGCUUGCGUCGAGCUCUGCGACGCUGCCACCGUCGUCGACGUCUACCGUCUCAUUCAGUAUGACAUCUCCGGCGUCCCCUUCGGAUCUCGCCUCGCUACCCUCAACCAUCACGCCGGUUCUUUACAUUUCACUCCCGGUGCCGAUCUUUCGCGUACUAUCGUCAUCAUCCCUAUUCGCGAACUCAACAUUACUUUUGUUAAAGAAUAUAUUACUCAAAGAAAGCCUCUGGGAGGAUUGUUGUUUUUGCUUCCUCAAAUAUUCGAUUUUAAAGAUAAAGCUGCCUCGAGGAGUGAGGAUGAGGUGCAUGAUAAAGGGCUGAUGAAGACUGUCUUGGCAGAGCUUGAAAAAUUACUUGUACAUGCCAACAUACCUUAUCCUGUGUAUUUUGCUUUUGAGAAUGAUGACAUUGAUGCUGUGUUGUCUGACAUCAAGAGGAAUGAUGCAACUGGUCAACCAGCUACUGCAACUACUGGCGGAUACAAGCUUGUUGUCUCCGCACCAGAACCUAAGAGAAUUGCAUCUCCCAUCAUCACAAACAUUCAGGGAUGGUUACCUGGCUUGAAAGCAGAUGGAGAUCCAAAUCAACUUCCAACCAUUGCUAUUGUUGCAUCAUAUGAUACAUUUGGGACUGCUCCUGCAUUAUCAGUUGGAACUGAUAGCAAUGGAAGUGGCAUUGUGGCUCUUCUUGAAAUAGCUAGGUUGUUUUCUCUUCUUUAUUCGAAUCCAAAGACAAGAGGAAGGUAUAAUUUACUGUUUGGGUUCACAUCAGGUGGACCAUACAACUACAAUGGAACUCAAAAGUGGCUUCGCAGCUUUGACCAGCGCUUACGUGAGAGCAUCGACUAUGCUAUUUGCUUAAAUAGCAUUGGCUCGUGGGAUAAUGAAUUGUGGAUUCAUGUGUCCAAGCCUCCAGAAAAUGCUUAUAUUAAACAAAUUUUUGAAGGUCUUUCUAAUGUAGCAAAUGAAUUGGGCUUUGAAGUUGGUCUGAAACACAAGAAAAUCAAUAUUUCGAACCCUAGAGUAGCUUGGGAGCAUGAACAAUUUUCAAGGCUGAGGAUCACUGCUGCCACCCUUUCUGAGCUCUCUGUGGCUCCUGAUAUUUUGGAAAGCACUGGAGGUCUAUCAGAUAACAGAUAUUUUGUCAAUGAAACAGCAGUCAUCAGAAGUAUCAAGCUAGUUGCUGAGAGCAUAGCGAGGCAUAUCUACAGUCAUCAAGGAGAGAACAUAAAAGUAUUUGCAGAUGACAGUAGUUUGGCUGUAAAUCCUUAUUAUGUAAAGUCAUGGUUAGACAUUUUGUCACAAACACCUAGAGUGGCACCAUUUCUUUCAAAGAAUGACCCAUUUGUGAUGGCAUUGAAGAAGGAACUAGAAGAUCAUACCCAUGAAGUAAAUGUACAACAUGAAGCGCUUGAUGGGAUGUUCACAUUCUAUGACUCAACUAAAGCUAACCUAAACAUAUAUCAGGUUGCUAGUGUAACAUUUGAUUUGCUGUUGCUUCUGGUGCUGGGAUCAUAUUUGAUAGUUCUUUUUAGUUUUCUCGUCAUCACAACUAGGGGUCUUGAUGAUCUUAUAAGCUUAUUCCGACGGCCUCCCUCUCGUAAAGUGAAAACGGCUUGAUUAUUGAACCUUUGAUUUGUGCACCAAAGAGUUCCGUCUCAUUGAAGAUCAUCUCUUGUAGCUUAGUGUUUUAUCCCUGUCUUGGAGGACUUUGUGGGGAUUACUAGCAAUGUAUUUAUUGUUGAUUAGUUGAGAACCACGAGGGAUCAUUUUAAUUUUGGUCCAGAAGGUAUCCAUAGUUUAUUGUGCCAAAGUGAGAAUUUUUAAUACAGUUUCUAGAAAAAUUUUGUUAAGAUA
Molecule: messenger RNA, 2148 nt
Organism: Manihot esculenta (cassava)
Lineage: Eukaryota; Viridiplantae; Streptophyta; Magnoliopsida; Malpighiales; Euphorbiaceae
Product: nicalin-1
Exons: 14
Coding region: 217-1911 (564 amino acids)
Biological process (GO): regulation of signal transduction
Cellular component (GO): endoplasmic reticulum membrane
Source: RefSeq, a predicted model, not a curated record